This is a messenger RNA of Alosa sapidissima (American shad), 5426 nucleotides long. It is a transcript of the gene onecut1, whose product is annotated as one cut homeobox 1. Lineage: Eukaryota; Metazoa; Chordata; Actinopteri; Clupeiformes; Clupeidae. Gene Ontology annotation, cellular component: nucleus. The transcript has 2 exons. Gene Ontology annotation, biological process: regulation of transcription by RNA polymerase II. Gene Ontology annotation, molecular function: DNA-binding transcription factor activity, RNA polymerase II-specific; RNA polymerase II cis-regulatory region sequence-specific DNA binding. The record is from RefSeq and is a predicted model, not a curated record. The coding region runs from base 319 to 1704 and encodes 461 amino acids.
UCGAAACGGCACCAGGCAUGGCUAGAGAUGGCGAGGGAUAUGACUAGAUCGCGUCCACAGCUGCUGAUGUUCGGGUAGAUGAAUAGGGGCCUUAAAUAUAUAACCAAAGCGUUCGGAAAAUACAUUUUCAAAACAGAAAAAAAUAUACAAUUUUACAAAAAAAAAAACGUGAAAAAAACAUACCAACGACAACAAAACAGAUUGGAAAAACAGCGACCAGGAAUUAAGCGGAGCGCAGAACUUUUCGAAUGUGAGGACUUCUUUGGACACUAUUCCAUCAGAUCAGAUAGAUGAUUUGUCCACAAGCUUGCACGUAUAAUGAAUGCCCAGCUGUCGAUGGAGAACAUUGGCGAUCUGCACGGAGUGGGCCAUGAACCAGUGCACAGCACGGCGGAGCUGAUGAGCAGCGACAGCCCUCAUCACAGAAGCACGAUACCCCAUCGCAGCAACCUGUCAGCCCACGCACGUUCAAUGGGCAUGGCAACAAUCCUGGACAGCGGCGACUAUCAUCACCACCGGCCCCCGGAGCACGGACUCGCCAGCCACUUGCACCCAGCCAUGACCAUGGCGUGCGAGGCUCCCCCUGGCAUGAGCAUGAGCAGCACUUACACCACGCUGACUCCCCUGCAGCCGCUACCUCCCAUCUCGACCGUCUCGGACAAGUUCCCACACCACCAUCAUCACCAUCACCACCACCAUCCCCAUCACCACCAAAGGAUUCCAGGCAAUGUGAGCGGCAGCUUCACCUUGAUGCGGGACGACAGGGGUCUGGCCUCAAUGAACAACCUUUACACUCCGUAUCAUAAGGAUGUUACCAGCAUGGGACAGAGUUUGUCCCCCCUGUCAGGAUCCGGACUGGGUGGUAUCCACAACUCACAACAAGGACUGCCGCCGUAUGCACACCCGGGUGCCGCCAUGCCCACAGAGAAAAUGCUUACACCUAACGGAUUCGAGGCACAUCACCCUGCCAUGCUAGCCCGGCACGGCGAGCAGCACAUGUCUGCCUCUUCGGCGGGAAUGGUGCAGCUCAACGGGAUCCACCAUCAUCCCCAUGCCCAUCUCAACGCUCAGAGCCACGGACAAGUGCUGGGUUCCGCCCGUGAACAAAACCAUUCCUCUGUGCCUGGUUCACAGGUCAACAAUGGAGGCAAUUCAGGGCAAAUGGAAGAAGUCAAUACCAAAGAAGUAGCCCAGCGGAUCACCACUGAGCUCAAACGGUACAGUAUCCCCCAGGCUAUAUUUGCCCAGAGAGUGCUAUGCCGAUCGCAGGGGACCCUAUCUGACCUGUUAAGGAACCCCAAACCCUGGAGCAAGCUGAAGUCUGGCCGGGAGACUUUCCGAAGAAUGUGGAAGUGGUUGCAGGAGCCUGAGUUCCAAAGAAUGUCUGCGCUCAGGCUCGCAGGUGAGGGAUCCAUAGCAUGCAAGAGGAAGGAGCAAGAACACGGAAAAGGAGAGCGGGGCAGUGCGGCCAAAAAGCCUCGGCUGGUCUUCACUGAUGUUCAGCGUCGGACUUUACAUGCAAUAUUCAAGGAGAACAAGCGCCCGUCCAAAGAGUUACAAAUCACCAUAUCACAGCAGCUGGGGCUUGAGCUGGCUACUGUCAGCAACUUCUUCAUGAAUGCACGCAGACGGAGCCUUGACAAAUGGCUGGACGAUGGCUCCAACUCCGCCAACUCCAAUUCCAGCACUUGUACCAAAGCAUGAAGGAGGAGUAGUGGCCACAGUGACUAAACCUAUCGGUGGAAAAGCUUUAACUAGAAUAAACCAAGUAAAACAACAAAAGAAACCCUCUAGACAGCAAUUUUGCCCUUAAAACUUGUACAAUACUGAUAUUUAUAAUACCCAAAGAAACAAAAACCAAAGACUCUGUUCUGCAACACCUUCAUGUCUGAUAUACUGCAAACAAAAGAAAGUGUUCCUCUCAAAUCACAGUGGUACCAUGAACCCCACACCUCUCACCGUCACCGUCUUUCAAUGUGAUUGGUUCAAAGUGGACUUUUUGUUUUUCCUCAGCUGUCUCUUGUCCCAGCUUGGACUCUAGUUCUGCCUCUGAGCGUUUGUUGUUUUGAUUCUGUUGCUGUCAGACGGGAGGUGUGUGGGACGUCACAAGGAGAGAAACACUGUGGUGUGGAGCAGCAGGUAGGGCUCCGGAAAGGCUCAUCGGUGCGUUGAGGCUGAGGCACAACACCGGAGCUGUCUGUAGCCGGUUAUCUGUGCCCUUUUGUAAGCCCUAUCCUUCAAGAACUCUGACAGCAUUUCCUAGAGGCUUGGAGGAUUCUGACAGGAUGGGGUAUAAUCAUUGCAGAGGAUGUUUUGAAUGUCACCCUCAACAUAGUGCUUUCUUCCUACUUGUAGGCACAUACUUCCACCCACUGUUGCUAAAUCACACCAAUCAUUUGUGAUAAUAUAACCAAAGAGACAAAUAUGUAUUUUCAGGAAAUAUUCCAAAAAAUAUUUUUACAGCUAGACACCCUAAAACAUCUCCGGGUCUCCAAUGUGACUGUUGAUAACUAUGUGAUGUACUUGCAAAAUGUGUAGUCAACCAAAUCCCAAUCACAAAGCAAAACCAAAUAUUAUUAUUAAUUCCUAUGGGAUCAUGUAUUUCCAAAGUAAUAUUAUAGAAUGACAAGCUCACCCUAAUAAUCAACCAAACCACACACUUUCUGUGAAUGUAAAAGUGAAUAUACAUAUACAAGUCAUAAAACAUUCAACCGUUACAGGUACUCCCCCUUAAUAAUCUACUUAUUUUGUAAAAAAGUGUUGACAAGGCUCUGCUUGUAGUGCAUUUGGUAUGUUCAUGUUAUUCAUGUUCAUGUUACAUGUUCAGGGAGAAUCUUCUUAGCUUUAAAACAUAUGUUCUAUGUGUUGCUUAAACAAACAUGCCAGCGGCUAACAACCAAAGAUUUAAUCUAACCAGUAUUGAUCAUCUCUUUUCUAAUGUAUAAUAUGAUCACUUUAGCCAAUGCAAGCAUCUGCAAAGAAUUAUGCCUACAUGGCACAUUAAGAAUAAUUCCAUACACAGUGUAUCUUAUAAUACAAACAAUUUCAAAAUCAGCCAUUAAAAAUAAUCUCAUUAGAGCAGCUUGGAUUCAUAAAAAUGACCCUGAAUGUUUGAAACCUUACAAGGAGUCAGCAUAAUGUCACAAAAAGGCACAGCAUCUCUGCUCUGCUACUUGCUGUGGCCCAACAGUCUAAUUAGCCCAUGUUUGCAUUUUGACUACUGAUGUGCCUUCUUAAACAAAGAUCCCAAAUCUCAGUAACUGACACUCAGUCACUGUCAGAGGCUCCAGUACCCUUUUAUAGUGAGCAUAGGUCAAAAUAGUGAAUAUAAGUCAUGCCGUGUUUAUGCCCUUUUGCCAGUUUAAGAAAAAGAAAUCAAUCCCCAUAUUGGCACUUGGAUUGUACUUUCCUGAGUGUAUGUUCAGUUCAGUAUAUUCAGUAUCAUGCUCAGAAACACACAAGCAUAAGCUCUGCCAUGAGUUUGAUCGCUCUCUAAAUCUUCUGUCAACCAUGGUCAUCUAGUUUAUGGAUGUAUUCCAAUCAUGUCACAACUAGGAAGAAAGCACUACAACAAGUCUGUUCAGAGUGGAUGUUAAGCAUUCCCUUUCUGAAAGACUUGUUUGAAGGAUGACACUGAUAAAUGCUAAACCAGUUUCCUGGCCUUGUUGUCUCUGGUUGUGUGGUUGAUAUCCUACCAAAAAGAAAAUGUAAUUGGGUAACUGUUUGUGUGAGUUGCAGAAAUGUACUUGUAUGAUGAAAAUGAAGUGAAGGUAACGACCUCCUGAGAGAAACACACAAAAAAUGACAAAAUGUUGGGAAAAGGCGAAACUUGCUAAGACCUACUGAAAUUUCUAGGUGUGAACCAAAGAUGCUACCUCACUCAGUUUCCAUGUCGUGAUUUCUAUCACUUUAAUGAUACCAAAGAUUACCAAAGAUUUUUUCUCUUUGCACGGCCUACAUGAAUGAUGUGGUGGAUAGAUGGCGUGUCCCUCUCCCCGCCCCGCCCAUGCCCUCCCAUGUCCCAGCCCCUCUGUCCAGCCCCUCUGUCCUGCCCCUCUGUCCCCGCGCUCUGCCCCCUUUUGCUCCGUGUGGUCUCUGCUUAUCAACAUGCGCAAAUGAAUAAAGCUACAGGCAGACAUGUUGCAAAACUUUAUAAAACUCACAGGACGAGUGCCUUGCUUGAACCAAAGUGUUAAACCGCUGUUGACCUCUUUGAUCUCACCUUCUACUCUUUGAAUACCUCAGCCUAUCGACGGGCCACUAACAAGCAAAGGAGAAAGGAAUAGUUCUGUCACCGUGGUGCUUUUGCCAGUGCAACCAUGCAAUGAGAAACAUACCAAAGGAUUUUUUUUUUAAUCUUUUUAUUUUACCACUUCUUUGCUGACAAGCCAAAGCUCCUUUCUCCUCCUGGCCCACCCUUUCCCUAUGUCUACACCCCUAAAUCUGACCCCAUCACCUCACCCCCUGCCCCUUCUAUCACCUGUAGGUAUGUCCACCAUUAUGGCCGUGCAUGUCUUUUACCAAUGUUUGAAUACCUCAUAGUAAUAAAUCCGUAGGGUUCUGUUGUAUAGAGAGUCUAUGUGAUUUAAGGCAAAACUGAACUAGUUUGGUAAUUGUUAACGUUACUUCAAAAAAGCUUUAUGAUAAUUUAUUUUGACGUUUUUGGCUGAAUUGCUCUGUUCUUGGUCAUGAUGGACAAGUUUCAAAUGAUAUUGGAUUGAAGCUUGGGAGGGAAAGAUAAAUUAUUUUUUAUCAAAACAUUGUGUUAUUCUGAUAUUAUGAUAAUGGUAGACCAUUCUUUUUUACAGGGUAAAAAACCAACUGCUGUGAUAAUGGGUUUAUAUUUCCUCUUUUCUCUACUUCAGUGUUUGUGAUUUAAUUUAAUUUAAUGGCAUUUUGUAUUGCUUUCCCCUGCUUUAAUUUAUGCAUUUGUAGAAAAUAUAGAUUUGUACAUAGUAGGUUUUCGAAACACAUACACACACAGACACACACAUACACACACAUUCUUACAAAACAGACAACUUUUACGUUACAGCCUUAUGUUUCAGCAUAAAUGUGUGGAGGGAGUGGGAUUUGACUCCCUCUUAUUUGUUUCUGGCACUUCAACAUGUGUUCUAAAUACUGCCAGACCCUGAGACAUUUGAUUUGCUAACAGAAACAAAGUUAUACAUGGGUUACUUUGUUACUCAGCAGGCAGAUAGCAGUGUACAUGUUUUUUUUUCUUUUGACCUUUUUUUAAGAUUGUUACUUUAUGGGUACUGCACAUCCAAAGAUUUAUAAAACAAACCAAAAAUAGAAAAAAGACAAAAAAAGAUGUAUAAUGUUGAAAAGCACUGGCAUUUGUGAGGUAGACUUAUUGAAUUUUAAUUUGCCAUUCGCACGGGUAUAGAAACUAGAAGGCGUAGGACUAUGUAGACAAGCUAAUU